UUGUUGUUUCGGAGUAAUAUAUUAAACUACGCGUCUGUGUUUAAUGUGUUGGUUUAGCGUAACUCCGUUUCGACGACGGCGAAACGAAAAAAAUGGGAUUACGUUAGCCUACAAUUCCCACCUUCUUAACUGAACUCCGAUUGGCUGCGUGGCGCUGUCAGUCAGGGGGCAGGCUCUUACCCCAGCGCUCCUACAGUAAAUAUUUGUGUUUGCUCAGCCGGCUGUAAUGGUGGACGACUGAGAAAGGAAAGGGGAGAAACAUAAUCGGAAAAAUUGAAUCCCAGACCAAACACUACCGUCCGCGGCUCGGAAAUACACUCCGGCGAACAUGGAUGAACUAAAACAUCAAGUGAUGAUAAACCAGUUCGUCCUGACAGCUGGAUGCGCCGCAGAUCAGGCCAAACAGCUUCUGCAAGCGGCACACUGGCAGUUUGAGACAGCCCUCAGUGCCUUUUUUCAAGAGACUAAUAUCCCAUACGGUCAUCAUCAUCAGAUGAUGUGUACACCAGCAAACACGCCGGCGACUCCACCGAACUUCCCGGACGCUCUCACCAUGUUCUCCCGCCUCAAGGCAUCGGAAAGCUUCAGCAGCAGCAGCAGCCCCAGUAUGGCGUCCAUGGCCACCUCUCCCCCUCCACCCCCGGUCAGCUGGGGCAUGACUCCACCCGUGGCCAGCCAGCAGGGAUUAUGGACUCAGGGCCCUCCUGGCACACAGGCCCACCCUCCCCCGGGCUGGCCGUCCACCGUCAACCAGCAAGCAGCCGCUGAACAGAAGGCCAGCGUGGCCAUGGAGGCUGAGAGAUGAGGAGCAGGACUGCACAGCCCCUCUCCCCACUCUCACUGGGGUGGUAGAAAAGGGGAGGAGUAAAGCGAAAGGUGGGGGUACGAUUAUAGAGAGGAGGGAGGGUGGGACAAGGGGCACUCGCUUUGUCCUCUCACCUUAAGAAGAGGUGAGAAGGAGAAAGUGAUACAAGCAAGAAUCCACCAAGCAACAUGGACAAUUAAGGGGAGGGGUGAAGUAGAGAACAGCCAAUGCAAAGAUAAUAAGAAAAAAAAAAUAGAGACGCACAUUGUAUUACUGAGAAGCAACUGAAUUUUCCUAGGUUUUUUUUUUUCUUCUUCUUCUUCAUUAAAAAUAGAUGAGUAUGAAUGGGACUAUGAUCGCCAUGCCCAAGGAUUAUUUCUGGUAUUUUCUGAAAGAUGGACAUAUAUGUACUCUAAGGCAGCAACUUUUGUCACGUUUUCUUUUCAAGCUUUCAUCUGGUGUCCUUUUCUGUACUCGAAACAUUACACAAGUUGACAUUGCAUGAGGAGUGGAGCUGUUAUUGCAUUUUUUUAUUGAAUAGUAUUCAUCACACGCGUUCAUGUGUUCAGUGUGUGUGGUGCUCACACACAAGCAGCAGCAAGUCGAUAGGACAGUUUCCUUUCUACCGUCAAUACUGGGACUCUGGACUUUGCUUACCUCACUGGUCACCUGACUUUCCUCAGCCAAUCAGGGAAUCACACUAGUUGAAUGAAAACGUUUUUUUAAAAAGCCGGAUUUUACAUAGGGUAUCAGCCCUGCUUCUCUUCCUAAUGCAGUAACGCAGUGAUGUUCUCAAAAGGUGUUAGGCUUGCUAAAAAACAUCUGGACUCUUUUUUGUCCCCUGCAAUGACCAACAGCUCUUUUGAAAUCAUGGUUGAAUAUUUUAUUGAAAGCUUUUUCAGGUGUUUGGAGUGGAUCAGACUGUUUCUUAGCUGGGAAGGGGCUCAAACUUAAACUGAUUAAAACUACAUACAACCAGACUACUAUGACAUGUUUGUAAGCCGACUUGCCACUUUGCAUGAUGUCUUCAUAUAUAAAUAUAUAUCAUAUUUUGUAGUUUCUUGCUUUUUUGGGGGAAUUCUACAUGAUCUCCUUGUUUUUGCAAAAUGAUUUAUUUUUUUGAGACUCUUCUCUCAUUCCCUCCUCUGUUUUCAUCAGAGAGGGGAGGGUGUAAAGAAGGGCAUUGGACAAACGUCUCAGUUCAAGUUCAGGGUAGGACUCAUCCACGUUUCUACAGUCUGUUUAUUUAAAAAAGACAAAAUGAGAAUGCAUUUUUUUAAAAAUGUUGAUUUGAUUGUUUCUCUUAGAAGAAAAAAAUGAAAUAACCAUCAUGAACUUACUGUCAAUAACCCAUUUUAAAAUUUGUGCUUGGGUUUAUUUUCCGUUUCUUUUGUUUGUUUUUUCCACCAGUUUUCUAAUCAGAAUUGUCUUUUGGGAUCACAUGUUCCUAAGCGGAUUUUCAUGUACGUUUUCCCCUUUAUGACUGUAUUGAUACCAUUCCCACAAUAUUUGUGGACUACCUGAUAAUUAACUUAUCAUUGUUUGUGUUCCUAAAUAAAUAUUGUAUGUCA
Hemibagrus wyckioides is the source of this 2376-nucleotide messenger RNA. It is a transcript of the gene ubald1a, whose product is annotated as UBA-like domain containing 1a. The transcript has 3 exons. The coding region runs from base 329 to 805 and encodes 158 amino acids. Gene Ontology annotation, molecular function: protein binding. The record is from RefSeq and is a predicted model, not a curated record. NCBI's taxonomy places the organism in Eukaryota, Metazoa, Chordata, Actinopteri, Siluriformes, Bagridae.